This is a messenger RNA of Cotesia congregata, 3066 nucleotides long. The record is from the annotation of a GenBank genome assembly. Lineage: Eukaryota; Metazoa; Arthropoda; Insecta; Hymenoptera; Braconidae.
AUGGGGGACUCUGGAGGUACCUGGUCCUCAAUUCAAGACACUGAAUUUCCAAAUUUUACAGCCGGUGAUACCUUCAAUUUAAACGAUGUCACUGGUUUUGAUGAUCUGUUAAAAAAUUGCGAAAGCGAGUUGAUGAAAAAUGAGCACUUAUUUGGCGACGAGACAUUUCUAUCAGACCUCAGCGACCCGAUCGCGAUGGAGAACGACCAGUUUAAUUUCCUGGACAUGAACAUCGACAAUGACUUCAAGGACACAAAUUUAAUGGGAAAGUUGGUGGAGCCAAAUGUGAUGGUGAUGGCGUCUAAUGCUGCUCAGGUUCCCCAACAGGUAUCUCCGCCUCAGCAAUCACCGCAGCCUCAACCACAACCCCAACAAAAACCUCAGCAACACAAGAGACACGCAAGCGUUCCAGACGGACAGCUGCCCAACCAACCGAAGAAAUUGGCAACCCACCCGGCAUCUCCAGCACCCACAGUCUUUGCUUCUCAAUACACGCUUCCUCAGAACGUUAAUUUUACUCUUAAAUCACCAGUUGUAACUCUGGCUCCUGUAAAUACUAACCAGCGACAAUUGCUACUACCCGCUAAGUUGAUCAAGUCUGAGUCUGUUGUUUAUCCAAGAGGCUCUCAAGCGAUUACUUCGACCCCGGUACCUCAUCAAAUUCAUACUUUUGUUAAUGCAGCUAAUGGAACUGUCCUGGCUACUGGCAUACCGGUAGUCCUAGACACCGAUAAAGUCCAGAUAAACCGUAUGAAUACGUCACCAGCUGUCGGGGUCCCCAAAGUACGUGAGGUCAAGCGAAGUGCGCACAAUGCCAUAGAACGUCGUUACAGAACGUCAAUAAAUGACAAGAUAAUUGAAUUGAAAAAUAUAACUGUUGGUGUGGACGCUAAACUCAAUAAAUCAGCAAUCUUACGCAAAACAAUUGAUUACAUCAGAUUCUUACAAAACUCAAACGCAAAACUCAAAGCGGAGAACAUGGCAAUGAAAAUGGCAGCACAACGACAAAACCUCCGCGACCUCUUAUCCUGUGGCGAGCUGACACCGCCACGUUCAGACUCCAGCGAGCCAUCUUUAUCCCCCGCACCAGCUCCUCUGUCCCCAGCUUCACCAUUGUCCAUCAAAGAAGAGCCAGACAACUUCCAGCACAAGCCUCAGCACUCAGUCAACGGUCUUGGAGACCACACUCGCCUCACACUCUGCGCUUUCCUUCUCGUCUUUAUCGCCUUCAAUCCUCUUCAAUUCGCGAUUAACAAAGUCGGAAGAUUUAACAGCGACUUGGGAGAAUCAAAAUUCGACGGCAGAACAAUAUUAACUCACGAGGAACCAACUGAGCCUGCGUCGAUCGUAUGGAACAGUAUCAUCCUCUGGUUCGUCAACGCAUUACUUCUAAUCGGCGGUCUUUACCGCCUUCUUCUCCACGGAGAUCCGGUGAUUCCAACCGAGAGCAAGACAUUUUUAGAAUUGCGCCGCUGGCGGCACCAAGCAGAGUUCAAUAUGUCGAUAAACGACAACGAGAAAGCUCACUCGGAUCUACGAAGGUGUCUCGGUUACUUCAACAGAACUCUACCGAGUUCCAGGAUGGAAAUUGGACUGACAACUCUGUGGCAAAUAGUCCGACAAAUUCUCUACAGACUCUGGAUCGGAAAGUGGAUCCUCCAUGCUGGCAAGUGGCUCUCCCAAAGCUCCGAGCGUCAGCAGACCGAAAUCUCAACCAUGGAACUAGCGAUGGUCUACCAGAGAAUUCUCUGCCUCCGUUUGUCAGAAGGAUCCUCCAAUGCGACUCUCUUUUUGGCCCUGUCUGCUGUUAAUUACGCCGAAGCUGCUGGCGAGUGUAUUCCCAAAGUCUCUCUGGCGGAAGUUUACAUCAAUGCUGCUCUCUGCUUCAAACAGUCCAUGUUCUCUCUGGUUCAUAAAUAUUAUUUCAAUAAAGCUAGAGCUGUUCUGGCUACUUGCGUGGUACCUUCCAAGUUCAAGUGGAUUAUGACUAAUGAAGGUGCCAAGUUUUUUACUUCACACAAGUGGCAAUACGGAGAUUGUCCAGUCAGCGAGUUCACCUCUCAGAGUAUCAAGACAGACCCUCUGUCUUUUACUGCACGUGCUUAUCGGGAAUAUCUUGUUGGACAGUGUCUUAGACUCUUGACUGGCACCGCUGGAGACUCGCAUGCUUCUACUAUUUUGGCGCUUGCGGAAAAUAUUAUUGCUUCUGCUGAUGUUGAGAUUGGAUUUCCAACUCAGAGCAGUAAUGGUCAAGACCGUGAAGAUCCAAUAGGACUAUGGUGGGGCGCAGUAUUUUGCGCUGCAGCAAACUGGAGAUUAGGCAAUGAAGAUUCAUCUUGGACGCUUGUAGAAAGUAAAUUUCCGUACGGAAAAAAUUACAAUAAAAAUGACGCUUCGUCAAACGGCAAUCCACUGCCUUAUGCAGUCCUUUGCGUUCUUCAAGCAGCUAAACGCUCGACUAGGUCGUCUAUUAGACUUGUUGAUCAAGCUGGGGAAUAUUUACAACACUCGAUGGUCUACUACCAUUGUAAACAACAAUCACCGCAUAAUGUACAGUUGGUUCAAUUAUGGCUCUGUGAUUGUUUAUUGGAAUUAAGAACAGUGUUAUGGCAAGGAUUGGGUGGAGAAACAGGUCAAACAGCAGUCAACACGUUCCUCGCAGCUUUUCAACGUGAUUUAGCUCGUUUAAGACAACUAAGUCAAUAUAUUCCGUCCGUAUUACCAAGGAUAUUUUUGUAUGAAGCAACGGCGCGAAUAAUGGCAGGAGCAACUCCAGUAAAAACGCAAUUGCUUCUUGACCGCAGCUUGCAUCAUCGCAAUUCUCGCUCCUCAAUUAUUUGUGGCAAGGAUCGUUCCCACGAAAACGGUAACGGAGAGCGAGAACACGCAGCAGCGCUCUGUCUUGCGUGUCGUCAUCUUCCUGUGCUUUUGCUAGCAUCUCCCGGUGAACGAGCCGGAAUGCUGGCAGAAGCUGCUAAGACACUGGAGAGGAUUGGAGACAGGAAAAAAUUGCAAGAAUGUUAUGAACUGAUGCGCCAGCUUGGUCCGGCUAUUUCUGCUAAUUAA